AUACACCUACUGAAUGGAUUCUACAGUGGAGAGUAAUUCAUUGGAUGUUAAUGGGAUUGGUUUUCUUGCUCUUGUUAAGUUGUUGGAUCAAAACUGUUGAGAUUAAGAAUAUUUAUUGGAUUUUGUAUUUGAGUGCAAGGUGGUUUUAUUAACUUCCAAUCUAGGAAAAAGACUUCGAACCAAAUUGAUGAUCAGUGUGUAUAUCCUUUCACCCUUUUUAACCUUUUUUUGAGAUUUUAACCCUACAUGUCUCACUUAUUCUGAGACCUUGAUGCCUAGUUGGUUACUACGAAUUACUAUCUGCAACAUAGCCGGGUCAGAAAACAAAAUAUGAUGCUGAGUGUGUUCAGUGAAAAUGAGCUUUACAGUAACUAUACUUACGGGUGAAAGUUUUGUGGGCCUGUGCUGUUAAAACAGUUGUUAUCAGUAGGGCUGUGGGUCAGAAAUACACAAGUGUCCGGUUCUCCGAAUUUUGAAGCAAUUCACCUUUGAAAUUUCACACACCACAUAUGAUUUUUUGGAUUCCGCUGGUAUUGGGCUUAUUUCAGCUUCCUGCCAUUUUCUGCACAUCAGGCUGCUUCUUGUAGUCCAACAUAUCUGCUCCCUACGUUUAUAACAUGCCGUCAAGGUUAAUAUUUGUGGUACUGACCAUAGAACAGAGCAGAGUUUGUGGUUAAUAAGAAGGCCUUAACCAAGAUUUAGAGCAAUUAGGUAGGUAGAAACCUUUCUUCUCCUUCGAAUCAAACUCAGUAUUUGCUUCAAACAAGACUAGAUGACUGUGGAUGAAGUGGAUAGUAGCUCUGAGUGGAGCAGAGAGCAGGAUAAGGCAUUUGAAAAUGCGUUGGCAACUCAUCCGGAGGAUGCUUCAGAUCGAUGGGAGAAGAUCGCAGCUGACGUGCCGGGGAAGACUAUAGAGGAAAUCAAACAGCAUUAUGAACUCUUGGUUGAAGAUGUUAGCCAGAUUGAAUCUGGUUGUGUGCCUUUACCAUCUUAUAAUUCUUCUUCAGAGGGCUCAACAAGCCAUGCUAGUGAUGAAGGGGCUGGCAAAAAGGGCAGCGGUCUUGGGAAUUUUAACAGUGAGUCUAAUCAUGGGACUAAGGCUUCAAGAUCAGAUCAAGAAAGACGGAAGGGGAUUGCUUGGACGGAGGAUGAACACAGGUUAUUUCUUCUGGGAUUGGACAAGUAUGGGAAAGGUGAUUGGCGAAGCAUAUCAAGAAACUUUGUGGUGACAAGAACACCUACACAAGUUGCCAGCCAUGCCCAAAAGUACUUUAUUCGAUUAAACUCCAUGAACAAAGAUAGAAGGCGAUCCAGCAUACAUGAUAUCACCAGCGUUAACAACGGUGACGUUUUAGCUCCACAAGGACCAAUCACCGGUCAGACGAAUGGUGCUGCAACCAAUUCUACUUCCAAAGCAACCAAACAAGCCACCCCAGCCUCAACCGGAGUUGGAAUAUAUGCUGCUCCUACCAUUGGACAACCUGUAGGAGGACCCUUAGUAUCUGCAGUUGGCACUCCAGUGAACCUUCCUUCACCUGCACACAUGGCAUACGGUGUCAGGGCUCCGGUUACCGGUGCAGUUGUACCUGGUGCACCGGUAAACGUGAGUCCUGUCACAUAUCCCAUGCCACAUACAUCUGCUCCUCACAGGUGAAUUGCUGCUAAGAGGCCUUAAUGUACAAAAGCAACAAGAAACUAGUGGUGGCUUCAGUUGAUGUAAUUCUUUUCUAGACAAUUGCUUUUUGCUUAUUAUAUGCAGCAAUGAGUUAUAUGCAUAAUCAGUCGUUUCAAAUAAGCCAUGUGAGGAAGCAAUUGAAUGUAUCCGCAUAGGCUGCCAUGGAAUGCUUGACAGCCUUGACAUAGAACAGCAUAAACAGUACGGUUGUUUUGCAGACAUUUCAUUGCUGUUGUUAAACCGUGCUACAGAGGAAGGUUCUAUGGAUUUCAAGUGUAAAUUAUUGUUGCAUUCUCUUGGUUUUUGCUGGAAAUAUAAAAUGUUCAAUCAUCUAUCUACCUUAAUUUCACGUUUGUAUUA
This is a messenger RNA of Vigna radiata var. radiata (mung bean), 2035 nucleotides long. RefSeq names its product transcription factor SRM1. Lineage: Eukaryota; Viridiplantae; Streptophyta; Magnoliopsida; Fabales; Fabaceae. The coding region runs from base 773 to 1654 and encodes 293 amino acids. The record is from RefSeq and is a predicted model, not a curated record. Gene Ontology annotation, molecular function: DNA binding. The transcript has 3 exons.